This is a messenger RNA of Fukomys damarensis (Damara mole-rat), 1474 nucleotides long. RefSeq names its product mannose-P-dolichol utilization defect 1 (gene Mpdu1). Gene Ontology annotation, biological process: oligosaccharide biosynthetic process. The transcript has 7 exons. The record is from RefSeq and is a predicted model, not a curated record. Bases 140 to 883 code for a protein of 247 amino acids. Lineage: Eukaryota; Metazoa; Chordata; Mammalia; Rodentia; Bathyergidae.
AUUGUGGCGUGAAAAGGGUGGGGGAAUAAAGGACUCAGAAACUUCCUCGCCUGAAAGGAACUAGGGGCGGAGUGAACAACGCGCAUGCGCAUUACAAAUCAAUGGCGGGAGGCAGACUGGCGGAAGCUGGCUUUCCAACAUGGCGGCUCACACUGAUCGGCUGCUCAAACGGGUGCUGGUGCCAAUUCUUUUACCUGAGAAAUGUUACGACCAACUUUUUGUCCAGUGGGAUUUGCUUCAUGUUCCCUGCCUGAAGAUUCUCCUCAGCAAAGGCCUGGGGCUGGGCAUUGUGGCUGGGUCACUUCUUGUAAAGCUGCCCCAGGUAUUUAAAAUCCUGGGAGCCAAGAGUGCAGAAGGGCUGAGCCUCCAGUCUGUAAUGCUGGAAUUAGUGGCAUUAACUGGGACUGUGGUCUACAGCAUCACCAACAACUUCCCCUUCAGCUCUUGGGGUGAAGCCCUGUUCCUGAUGCUCCAGACAGUUACCAUCUGCUUCCUGAUCAUGCACUUCAGAGGACAGACUGUGAAAGGAGUUGCUUUCCUAGCCUGCUAUGUGCUGAGCCUGCUGGUGCUGCUUUCAUCACUUACACCACUGACUAUAGUCACCCUGCUCCAGGCUUCUAAUGUGCCUGCUGUGGUGGUGGGAAAGCUGCUCCAGGCAGCCACCAACUACAGCAACGGGCACACAGGUCAGCUCUCAGCUAUCACAGUCUUCCUGCUAUUUGGGGGCUCCUUGACCCGAAUCUUUACUUCCAUUCAGGAAACUGGAGACCCCCUCAUGGCUGGAGUCUUCGUGGUCUCCUCCCUCUGCAAUGGCCUCAUCGCUGCCCAGGUCCUCUUCUACUGGAACACAAAGCCUCCCCACAAGCAGAAAAAGGAGCAGUAGAGCUGAGCCAGCUACUGGAGUUAAUUCAGUUUCCAUUCAUUUACCCACCCUCAGAGUCCUCCCCACCAGUGUGCUGGAGCCUCUCAGCCAUCCACUCCUCAGCAAUUGAAACUUUCUGGGCCAGGGCUUGUUUUUAGUGGAAACUGGCAGUUGGUGGGUCCAGAUUCUUAGAUGGGGACUAAAGUUUCAUCCCCAAACAAAAAAACACCAUUUCUAAGGCAUGUGAUUAUUCACUCAUUUCAUCAUUUGGCUCAUCUAGCAGCAGUUUCUAGUUACUUCUGUACUGGGGCAAUGUUUUGUCCUGUCCUCUCACCUCCCCACUGUUCUUCCCGCCUAAAGGACAGAGUCUGGAGCAGGGCCUGGAGAGGACUCAGGGCUGUGCCCCCUCCCCCUCAUUUAGGACUGCUGUCUCCUGGACCGUGCUGGGGGUGGGGAAAGGGGACUGCAUGACUCAGACAGGGCCCCAGGGUGGGGUGAGGCGGUUCCUGCUCUGGCAGGUUCUGGCGGAAGGGAGUGGAGAUAGUGCUAGUUCCUGUUGCAGUGAGGUGAAGAUGGGAUGCAAUAAAGACACAAACGCGUGGUUUCAUCAUA